ACAGACCUGUCACCUUUCUAAAAUACGUGACCGCACCCACGCAAAUUGCUUAAACACGCCUACUCCCGAGAACACAACACGUGACGUAGGAAAAGUAAACUUUUUCGUGUACAGUCUACUCCAUUUGUCUUUAACGUGUUCAUUACUGCACAGUGCAUACCCAGAAGUAGCAAGCCUACUAGUAGUAAGAAGAACGACUCCUGCAUCAAGAGUAGGUUUCCUCACAUCCGGGACUUCAUUGACCCGCCCACAUUCGUCAAUUGUCGACUCGAUUUCCUCUGCCGACUGCAGUAAAAGGGCGUUUCAUGUGCAUACGACACCACAUAAUUGACGUUCUCGUGACAACGAGUUCACAUGACCUUCCUAGUGCAUUCCCUACAAGAUGACACGCCUAGUUCUCUUCAUUUCGCUCUGUCUGCUCGAAUGGCACUUCUGUCUCGCCUCAGGCGACCCGUCGAACUCGACGACAUCGAUCUGUAAGCACAACUCGAGCUCACACGGAGGCAUCCACGUCGUCGACGUCAACCACGCAGCCGUCGACCCUCUCGUCGUCUCCAUAUUCAUUAUUGUCGCCUUCACGGCCAAGUUGAUCUUCCAUCUGUCGAAGAAACUGACGGCUACGUUACCAGAGUCGGUCCUUUUACUUGUGCUAGGACUCGUUAUCGGAGGUAUUGUGGUAGGAGCCGAUCUCGACGAUGACCUCAAGUUUACAUCAAAUCUUUUCUUUCUCUAUCUGCUGCCUCCGAUCGUGCUCGAAUCUGGAUAUUUUUUGAAGAGCGGUCUGUUCUUUGAUAAUCUCGGAACGAUUCUGGUGUAUGCUGUUGCGGGCACGUUGUGGAAUACGUUUUCGCUUGGUGCGUCACUCUAUGCGGUCAGUGCGUGGGGAUGGGUCCCGGAAAUGGACAACCUCAGUUUCGUGCAGGCGCUCUUCUUUGCUAGUCUGACGGCUGCUGUGGAUCCUGUGGCCGUGCUGGCCGUAUUUGAAGAGAUACACGUCAACGAGAAACUGCAUAUCCUCGUGUUCGGAGAGUCGAUACUCAACGAUGCCGUCUCGGUUGUUCUCUAUCGAAUGUUCGAGGCAUUCACUGAAAAGCCCGAAGUCGAAGGUCGAGACAUCGGACUCGGAUUUGCCGCAUUCUUCACUGUCAGUCUUGGAGCGUUAGCGAUCGGUAUAACGAUGGGGCUAUUGACAUCGUUCCUAACGAAAUACAGCAAACAUGUUGGCGUCGUCGAGCCGAUGAUUGUAUUUAGUAUGGGAUACGCCGCGUAUGUCGUGACCGACCUCCUCCAUUGGUCGGGUAUCAUCAGCGGGCUCUUCUGUGCUAUGCUCAUACGUCGGUACGCGGAGAACAACAUCACUCAUCAGUCGAAGACAACGACUCGACAGUUAAUGAAGAAUGUUGCUCUCAUGAGCGAAGCAAUCAUUUUCAUCUUUCUGGGAAUACACACAGUGAGCAGCGACAGCCACGACUGGAAUACGGCAUUUAUAGGAUUUACUCUAGUUUUCAUCAGUAUUUAUCGUGCCGUUGGUGUAUUCGUGUUGACGGCAAUACUCAAUCCGUUCCAUCGUGACAAAAUAAGCUUUGUUGAUCAGUUCACAAUGGCUUAUGGCGGACUUCGUGGUGCAGUUUCGUUCUCCCUUGUUCUCAUCAUAGACGACUGUUUUCCACAUAAGAAUGUCAUGUUUACAACAACGGUGGCCGUUGUGUUCUUCACUGUCUUUGUUCAGGGUAUCACAAUCAAACCGAUUGUUAAAGCUUUACGAGUUCGCUUAGUUAAGGAAUCGAAGAUGUCCGUGAGUCAUCAGCUACACGAACGGGUGUUUACCAAUGUCGUAUCGGGAAUCGAGAACAUCAGUGGCGAUACGAGUUUCAUAUCUACAAAAACAUUUGUUUCGUGGCUCAAUUCGAAGUACAUCACGCCUCUGCUGUUACGAAAACCGGAAUCAGCCGAUCAUGAAAUUGUUGAGGCGUUCAUUGCUGAACAGUACGCCGAAGUGGAUCGUAAGUUGAAGAAGAUGGAAGAGAAGAGAGAACGAUUAGCAAAGCACAGAGAACGACAUCCGAAUGACUCGGGAUCGUCUCUAUCUUCACAUUCUUCUUCUCCAUCUUCCUCCUCCUCCUCUUCCUCGUCUGAUUCUGAAUCAGGCGAGUGGCUGGAGUGCUGCAAACCGCAACAGAUCGACCAGGAUCACACGUUCCACUCUCAGCCGACAAUUACUCCUAAAGAAGCUCAUUCUAUGUUUGCCAACCCGUCGGUGGGAGGCGAUGCUUAUCGUACGGGAGCUCACAAAAUUGGUGUCAUAACUCCGAAGAAUGCACAGAAAAAGGCCUGGAAAGAGGUGAAAAGACGCCUCCUAAGAAAAGCAGACGAAAGACCUACACUAAACAGGUUGGCCAACCUUGUUAUGCAAGAAGUAAGUUUGGGGGUGGUGCAUCAGGCUGAAGCAGAACAAAAGGAAAGUCCCGAGUCUCUGAGGGAAAGUCAUGAGCAAUGGCCAGACAACUUGGUUAAAGUGCAAUCACGGGCACACGAAGAAUCGAGUGUUUAAUUCAAACUUCUACUGUUAGCUUUCUUUUAGUAUGCGGAAAUUUGUCUUAGAUGAAUUCUAUUGAGCUAUGUAGUCGCCUACACCAGUAGACGUGCCACUUGCACCCUGCAUGCAGCUACAGUACCUCUGUGUUGUAGCAACAAUCAGAUUUUUGUAUAGAAUGACAGUCUCUACUUGCUGAUAGUAGAUAUCAAUAGUAAUUGCAAGACAAAUGAAUGAUAUUCAGUUAGAUAUUAUAAUAAAAUAAAGAAUGCAGCCGAUGAGUGUGCACAU
Molecule: messenger RNA, 2824 nt
Organism: Corticium candelabrum
Lineage: Eukaryota; Metazoa; Porifera; Homoscleromorpha; Homosclerophorida; Plakinidae
Product: sodium/hydrogen exchanger 3-like
Exons: 1
Coding region: 383-2551 (722 amino acids)
Biological process (GO): sodium ion import across plasma membrane; regulation of intracellular pH; potassium ion transmembrane transport
Cellular component (GO): plasma membrane
Molecular function (GO): potassium:proton antiporter activity; sodium:proton antiporter activity
Source: RefSeq, a predicted model, not a curated record